AUGGCAGCUCCUCGUUCCAGUUCUUUGCGCGCUCUCCGCGUGCUCUCUCAGCAGCACUCUACCACCCCAUCCAUCCGUCGGGGCUUGCACAUCACCGGCGCCCAGUCUGCACAACCCGCCAAUGUCUCGGACAGGGCUUCCCUGUAUGCCAGCCGCACUCUGGCUGAUCUGAAGACUGAAUGUGUGAAGCGGUCCUUGAGAUCUAGUGGCUCCCAGUCUGAGCUUGUCGAACGCCUCUCCAACCAUGAUUUCCUUCAAUCCCGUGCCUUCAGCAUCGCUAUGAAGAGGAUCAACGGCAGCUCUAACGCUGAAAAAAACCAAGGCCGCCAAUUCAACACUUCCCGUUCUAGCAAGGCCGUCGGUGACUCAUCCACCGUUGACUUCGCGUACAUGCCUUCUAUGGCAGAGAUCGAUGCACCUGCUGCUCGUGCCGAUCCGCAAAUCCCGAUCCUUUCCGACAUCUAUACCCACUAUGACCCGACCCAGUCGCAAGAGGCCCCCAUGAGGCCCCAGGUUUACACCGUGUCCGGGGGUGCUGGUGACAUCUCCGCAAGUCCCAUGACCGAGGUUGUUGACAACCACUCCGUGGACAUUGAUCCCUUCUCCCUAACCGAGACGGUUGGGAAGUCCAGAUUCGGCGAGGAGCUGAAGAAGCAACAGAACGGUACCUCCGAACCAGGUGUCGUCCGGGAACUGUGGAGUGGGUUCUUGGAAGAUCUUUUAGGUUCCAAACAGCAGCAAGCUCAGAAACAUUGA
Molecule: messenger RNA, 756 nt
Organism: Aspergillus luchuensis
Lineage: Eukaryota; Fungi; Ascomycota; Eurotiomycetes; Eurotiales; Aspergillaceae
Exons: 3
Coding region: 1-756 (251 amino acids)
Source: RefSeq, a predicted model, not a curated record